AUGGAGUUAAUCAAUCUAGUAAGACUCAUUCUACUUAGCACACUAGUGCUAUGUUCAGAGGAAAUUUCAUUCACGCUCAAAUCUGAGUUUUCCAACGUUUCUAGCACCCAUUUUUUAAACAAGAGGUCGAGACAUGCUGAGCAACCAUUAUUUGUGGUCGAAGAUUCCCAAGACUAUUGCUCCCAAGUGUUUUACCCUAGCCGUAUGGUAGACAAUUGCUGGCAAAGUGCAUUCGAAAAAGCAAAGAAAGUUGUAGAGAAAAUGUCCAUUCCUGAAAAAGUGAAUCUCACAACGGGUACAGGCUGGGGUUCUGGUCCAUGUGUGGGCAAUACUGGUUCAGUGCCAAGACUAGGUAUUCCAAAUUUGUGCUUACAAGAUGGUCCUAACGGGGUUAGAUUUACUGAUUUUGUGACCCAUUUCCCUUCAGGAUUGGCCACUGCCUGUACAUUUAACAAAGGCUUAACCUACCUUCGGGGUAAAGCAAUUGGCCGCGAACACCGAAAGAAGGGUGUGCAUAUAGCUUUGGGUCCUGUUAUUGGCCCUAUAGGAUUGAAGGCGCAAGGAGGACGAAAUUGGGAAAGCUUCGGAGCAGAUCCAUAUUUACAAGGCGUUUUGGGUGCAGCUACUGUUGAAGGCAUGCAAGACGAAGGGGUAGUGGCAACCGCUCGCCAUUUAAUAGGUAAUGAACAAGAGCACUUUCGUCAAGUUGGCGAAUGGGACGAAAACGGAUGGGAUAAGUUACAGUGCUCCAUAAGUUCAAAUAUUGGGGAUCGUGCUAUGCAUGAGAUUUACUUAUGGCCAUUUGCAAACGUCAUCAAGGCAGGUGUUGGAAGUGUUAUGUGUGCAUAUAAUAAGGUGAACAACACAUAUGCGUGUGAAAAUAGCUACUUGUUGAAUUUCUUGUUAAAAUCUGAAUUGGCGUUCCAAGGGUUUGUUGUUAGUGACUGGGGUGCACAACAUAGUGGAGUUAAUUCUGCUUUAGCUGGUUUGGAUAUGACAAUGCCAGGAGAAGUGUUUGAUGAUUGGUUAACAGGCAAGUCGUUUUGGGGACCGCUAUUGACUAGGGCGGUGUAUAAUGGUACGAUUAGUCAAGAGAGAUUAAAUGAUAUGGUUAUUCGAAUCUUGAUGCCAUUUUUUGCAAUUGAUCAGGUUAAAUUACCGACUGAUGAAGAUGUCCCCAACUUCAGCUCGUGGACUCACCAUACAUAUGGUCAGUUGUAUCCAUAUCAACAUUUUGGGCCCAUAUGUCAAAAGAAUUGGCAUGCAAAUGCAAGGACGGAUUUCAGUGACAACACGGCCUUGACUGUUGCCAAGGAAUCCAUUGUGUUGUUGAAGAAUAUAUAUCGCCAUUUACCUAUUGACAGAAGCGAUGGUGUUAGAAGGAUAUUGAUUGCGGGAAAAGGUGCUGGUCCUGACCCUAAUGGAUGUAAUUGUAAAGACCAAAGAUGUGUUGAUGGUGUGCUUACCAGUGGCUGGGGCUCAGCGGCUGUCAAUAAUCCUUUUGUAAUUACUCCAUACGAAGCGAUUUCAAAAAAGGCACGGGAAAGAGGCAUUGUUGUUGAUUACACUUCUAAUAAUUGGGAUUUGGAAAAUGCCAAUGACUUGGCUGAUUAUGCCGACAUGUCGAUCGUAUUUGUCAAUGCUUUCUCGGGAGAAGGGUAUAUUCAUCUCGAUGACAACUAUGGUGAUCGAAAAAACCUCUCGCUAUGGCAUAAUGGUGACGAGUUGAUUAAUAAGAUUGCUGAUAGGUGUCACAAGACCGUUGUUGUUGUUACAUCGACAGGGCCCAUUAAUAUGGAAAAAUGGAUUGAGCAUGAAAAUGUUGUGGCUGUAUUGUUUGUGGCGCCAGCUGGCCAAUUCGUUGGACAGGCAGUAGCUGAUGUUUUAUUCGGUGAUACCAAUCCUAGUGGGAAGUUGCCGUUUACUAUUGCAAAAAAGAAGCAGCAUUAUGUUUCAGUGAUUGACGAGUUGGGAGAAAACUGGGAGCCACAGGACAACUUUGAUCGCGAUAUAUACCCUGACUAUCGAUUCUUUGACAAACACAACAUCAAGCCACGCUAUGAGUUUGGCUUUGGAUUGUCCUAUACAACCUUUAAGGUCACCAAUUUGAAAAUUACCGAAAUUAGUCCCCCGUCUGAAUUUUUGCCAUACCCUCAAGAGUACCUACCAGUACAAAAAAUGGUGGAAGAUGACGUUUGCGAUGCCGAAGAUGCACUUUUCCCCCAUGAUGAUUUUGAGCCGUCGCCGGGCUACAUUUACCCAUACUUGUAUAAUGAGAAUAUAAGGUCUGUCGAUGAUGACAAUACGUUCGAGUAUCCAAAAGGUUACGAUCCAGAUCAACAAACUUCACCGCCACUCAACGCUGGUGGUUUAGGUGGCAAUCCAGCACUUUGGGAGAUCCUUUACGAAGUGAGCGCUGAAGUGAAGAAUGUGGGUACAAUGAAAGGUGGAUAUGCAUCACAAUUGUAUAUUGAGUUCCCAAGUACCAUUGUUUCAUCGCCACCAAAGAUUUUACGUGGAUUUGAAAAGGUGUUUUUGGAGCCUGGUAAAUCAUGCAAGAUAUUUUUCAAUAUUAUGCAUCGGGAUUUGAGUAUAUGGGAUUCCGAAUCACAACAAUGGAUCAUCCAAACAGGAACUUACAAAAUCUACUUGUCAACAAGUAGUAGAAAAGUAGAAUUAUGUGGGGAGAUCGAUAUCGGGUGUUGA
Lodderomyces margitis is the source of this 2706-nucleotide messenger RNA. RefSeq names its product Bgl22p (gene BGL22). The transcript is spliced from 2 exons. Gene Ontology annotation, biological process: glucan catabolic process. Lineage: Eukaryota; Fungi; Ascomycota; Pichiomycetes; Serinales; Debaryomycetaceae. Bases 1 to 2706 code for a protein of 901 amino acids. Gene Ontology annotation, molecular function: beta-glucosidase activity. The record is from RefSeq and is a predicted model, not a curated record.